Molecule: messenger RNA, 1690 nt
Organism: Diachasma alloeum
Lineage: Eukaryota; Metazoa; Arthropoda; Insecta; Hymenoptera; Braconidae
Gene: Gmppa
Product: mannose-1-phosphate guanyltransferase alpha
Exons: 4
Coding region: 250-1515 (421 amino acids)
Biological process (GO): biosynthetic process
Cellular component (GO): cytoplasm
Molecular function (GO): transferase activity
Source: RefSeq, a predicted model, not a curated record
AACGAUAUAAAAGUAACGAAUGGUUACUACGCGCACAUCUCUCGUAUUGUUUUCGUCGUUUCGUGUCGGUGAAUAAGAUCUCUGCUGGUUUUUACGUUCGGAGGGCAGUGCGAGGUUUUUGUUGGGGGAAACAUACGUGGCCGGGUGGGAGUGAUACUUAUCAAUUGAGAAUAAGUCAAGAAUAAGUGAUUAAACUUCUCUUUCUUGGAAGACUUUUUAUAGUAUCUGUGAAAUUUUGGGGAUUUAAGGAUGCUGAAGGCUGUUAUAUUAAUUGGCGGACCUUUGAAAGGGACCCGAUUUCGUCCACUAUCCCUGGACAUUCCAAAGCCCCUCUUCCCGAUCGCGGGUCUUCCAAUGAUCCAACAUCACAUCGAAGCAUGCGUAAAACUGAAAAACCUCAAAGAAAUCCUGAUAAUCGGCUCUUACAACGCCAGCGAACUCGAGAACUUUGUCCAAGAGAUGAUGGAUAUCUACGGAAUAAGCAUACGUUACCUCCAAGAAUUCACAGCCCUCGGUACUGGCGGUGGAAUGUAUCACUUUAGGGAUCAGAUAAGAGCCAGUGGUCCCGAGGCAUUCUUCAUAAUGAAUGGUGACGUUUGCGCGGACUUUCCUCUGGAGGAAAUGGUGGAGAUGCACAGUAACAAUUCAGCCGUACUGAGUGUUAUGGCGACAGAGGCAACGAGACAACAGUCACUGAAUUAUGGGUGCAUAGUGCCGAGUAAAGAGGAUUGUAGACAAGUUGUUCAUUAUGUGGAGAAACCUUCCACGUUUGUCUCUACUCUCAUCAAUUGCGGGGUUUAUCUAGCUUCUCUGGAUAUUUUCCAGUUCAUGGCGGAUGUUUUUUAUGCCAGGCAUCAACAGGAUAAAUCAAUGCAAAUCAAUGGAAAUGGAAAAGAUUCUGCACACAUUUCCCUGGAACAAGACAUCCUAACUCGACUAUCUGAAACUGGAAAGCUUUGCGCACUGCAAACGUCGAAUUGGUGGUCACAAGUUAAGACAGCAGGAGCAGCGAUCUACGCAAAUCGACAUUACCUGGCUUUAUACCGGUCAAAGGCGCCAGAGCGUUUGGUAUCUCCAGCAAGUGGAAAGUGUCAGAUAAUCGGAGAUGUUUUUAUUCAUCCCUCUGCUGUUGUUGAUCCUGCUGCCACGUUGGGCCCCAACGUAAGCAUCGGACCAAACGCUAAGCUGGGAGCCGGCGUGAGAAUACGUGAAUCCAUUGUCCUCGCAAAUUCACAGAUCCAAUCUCACUCGAUGGUACUACACAGCAUAAUAGGACGUGGUAGUAUCGUCGGAGAGUGGGCAAGGGUUGAGGGUACCCCAUGCGAUCCAAAUCCCGAUAAACCAUUUGCAAAAAUGGAAAAUCCCCCAUUGUUCAAUAUCAAUGGAAAACUUAAUCCAUCAAUUUCAAUAUUGGGCACGAGUGUAACUCUCGCAGCCGAGCGAAUUCUCCUGAACUCAAUCGUGCUGCCGCAUAAACAACUGACAAGAGAUUUUAAAAACGAAAUUAUUCUCUGAGAAUUUUACAUUAUUCUUUCUCAAAAGUAUUCGCGGCAUAAUAAAUGAAAAAUAAAUUGCAUUGUAAAUACUGAUUAUUUCCUCGGAUUUGUGGAGAAAUGAAGAUUUUCUAUCGGAACAUUCGCACAAACUUUGUAUAAUGUACAAUGAAUUUUACAAUAAAUCUUAAUGAUAA